CGCGGAACAGCACCAAACAUGAAAACAUAGCCAAGGCAACCCACUGACAAGUUCCCCGGCAGACAAACAUCAUGUCAAACGCCCUGACACAGAUUAAGAGGGUCCCUCUGCCGGAGUCAAAGACCAAUGUCUUUUACCGGGAACAGGGUGCGGCAACAGCCCCCGUCAUUCUUCUUCUGCACGGGUUCCCCUCCUCCUCUCACCAGUAUCGCAAUCUGAUUCCCCUGCUGGCCGUCAAAUAUCGGGUCAUCGCUCCUGAUCUACCUGGAUUUGGAUUCACUGAGGCUCCGCUCUCGUUCGAAUACACAUUCGCCAACCUGACAUCCACCGUCGCCGAAUUUCUCGAUGUCCUUGGGAUUUCCCAAUUCUCAGUCUACAUCUUCGACUACGGAGCACCGACCGGUCUGAGAUUGGCCCUUCAGCGACCCGAAGCCGUCCAGGCGAUCAUCACACAGAACGGCAAUGCCUAUGAGGAAGGCCUUGGCAUUUUCUGGGAUCCGGUGAAACUAUUUUGGGCCAGUCGCAAUGAACCCUCCGACCGCGACCCGCUGAAACAGGCCAUGCUGACCUACGAGGCGACCAAGUGGCAAUACGACGAGGGCACUCGUGACCCAACCGCCCUUGCACCUGAGGCGUACCACCUGGACUAUGCGUUGCUGCAGCGUCCCGGAAACCCAGACAUCCAGAUCGACCUGUUCAAGGACUACGAGAACAAUGUCAAACUGUACCCCGAAUUUCACGAGUACUUUCGGAAGUCGCAGGUUCCGUUGCUGGCGAUAUGGGGUAAGAAUGAUCCAAUUUUUAUACCCCCAGGAGCGGAGGCGUUCAAGCGGGACUUGCCAGAUGCCGAGGUGCAUCUGAUUGAUGCCGGGCACUUUGCUGUCGAGAGCGAUACGGAAUUCAUUGGUCAGACGAUUUUGAAGUUUUUGGAAAGACGAGGAAUCUAGCUUUGGAUUGAGGAUUCGAGGAUAUCUUAUCACGCGAGCUGGUUGCGACAAUGACGGCCCUAUUUAUCGAGUUUAAUUCGUCCAUAUCGUUGUUUGGGAUCUUGGAUACUGCGAGGAAAUAGGAGUGUCAGCCCCUUCCCGUGCGUUGGUCACUAUAUUUUUGAGCACUCUUUCUCAUGAUGAAUACGAAUGAAAUGACAAUUGAAUUUACAUUAUCCCA
Molecule: messenger RNA, 1167 nt
Organism: Aspergillus heteromorphus CBS 117.55
Lineage: Eukaryota; Fungi; Ascomycota; Eurotiomycetes; Eurotiales; Aspergillaceae
Product: alpha/beta fold hydrolase
Exons: 1
Coding region: 72-947 (291 amino acids)
Molecular function (GO): epoxide hydrolase activity
Source: RefSeq, a predicted model, not a curated record